Messenger RNA from Punctularia strigosozonata HHB-11173 SS5, 1176 nucleotides. RefSeq lists its product as uncharacterized. NCBI's taxonomy places the organism in Eukaryota, Fungi, Basidiomycota, Agaricomycetes, Corticiales, Punctulariaceae. The transcript is spliced from 7 exons. The coding region runs from base 1 to 1176 and encodes 391 amino acids. Gene Ontology annotation, biological process: regulation of DNA-templated transcription. The record is from RefSeq and is a predicted model, not a curated record. Gene Ontology annotation, molecular function: DNA-binding transcription factor activity, RNA polymerase II-specific; zinc ion binding.
AUGAGCACCGAGCCUCGAUUUAUCUUGGAGGAUCCUCAGAACGCGCAGGAUCGGAAGAAACGACCGCGCGUGGUGACCUCCUGCGACGGCUGUCGCACUAGAAAGAUCAAGUGCACCCCAUCGCCCCAUGUGGCGGUGGACGCGGAUGCACCCUGCGCCCAGUGUAUAGCAGGUGGACUUCAUUGCACGUACGACGACAGGAACAAGUACUACAGAGAUCGUAACAGGAUACCUCCCAGCCUCCGUCCGGUAUCUUCUCAUGUCGCGAGCUCCAGACGGACGUCCCCGCGGAGUGCAGACUACAAAACACGGCAAAAGUGCAGCGUUCAAUAUAUUCCGUCCGGCCUGCCCAGUGCUGCGACUCAAUCGACCGCUCACUUCGAGUAUUCGAGUAUUCAGAAGUACUAUAGUGAUAUCGAGAUGGACUUCGGCGCGAGCUCUGGUUCGGAUUACUCGGGAUCCUCCUCAGGUAGCCCCCGCCCACUGAGCCACAGCCCGAGCGCAGGCCCGGGUCAACGGUACCACACGAACCCGGACAUAUCUGGGGUAUACUACGACUCGAACCUACCCAGUCGUUCGCCCGCGAUAUACGGAGAGCGUAACAAAUACACUCCUUACUCCUACGCGAGGUCGAGCACUCAACAUAAUCCCACAUCAUCCCAAGUACCGACAUACCCAUCAGGACAAUUCCCCCUCUUCGACCCGACACAACCUCUCUUCCCGCACUCGACGCUGAUGCCCACGUACUGGAACUCCGUGAUGACGAGCCUGUCGCAAGAAUGCGGUUUUGUCAUGUUUCCUCCCGUGGUAGAUUGCUACACUACGGAUCCCGCGCUAGCAAACGGGAUAGCAUCUGUGGGCUGCUUCAUCGCAAAUCAUUCUACCUUCUCGCUCACUGGCAUUGACGCAGGACAGGCGUCGCAGGCCUAUGAAGAAUGCGUAAAGGCUCUCGCUCUGGUAGCGUGGGCAGAAUAUCUGCGGCUCGGCGAGUCUAAAACUCUGCAGGUAUGUGUGUCAACCAUAUACGACGAUGACUAUGUUUACGGGAUCCAGUACGCCUUGGGCGCAGCAGCGGAAAUUGGCCUCUCCGACAAUCUAAUGGGGCAAUCGGCUGCCGAUCAAGCAACUAGGGCGAGUUUGAUGCAACUUAAACGGCUUGUCGCCGGUUAUCAGUAA